AAAAGAAAAAUAAAGAAAAGGAGCGUGGCAACGAGAAAUCUAACUAUAGUAUGUAAAAACAAAUAAUCAUCUCCAUUAAAUUUUUAUAUGAAUAUAAAAACAAAAGCAUUUUAUCAACACAAAUCUAUUAGUGUGAUGAAAUACUCUUAUGAUAAAAAUAUUUCCAUUAUUUUUAUAAAUUAAAUUUUAAUUGAUAGGUAACAUAUAAAAUUUAUUCCUUUCCUUUUACCUAUAAAACUGUAUAAGUAAAAAUGACGUGUUACUUUUUUUAGUAAUUCAAAGGAAGAAAAAAAAACUGAUGGAUGUCAUAUGAUGUAAAAUAUUAAAAUCAACGUUUUUUUUCAACUUACACAUGGUUAUUUUUUUUACUUCUUUUGUACAAGUUGUUAUUGCAGUUUCAAAAGAGUAAAAUAUAUAAUUCACUCAUAUCAUUUAAAUUUAUUAUCCUAAUGUAGGAUUUGUGAGCUGGAAAAUAGUCUUGUAUCGAAUGUUUAUGAAAGUAUUUAUAAUCUAUAUAGAAUCUAAAGCUUUUGAUGCGUAGUUACUGAAGUCUGUAAUAGAGUUAGAGGGGGGGGGGGCGGCUCUCUGUAAUGUUCUCUUUCUUCGUUGCUAGGUAUCUGUAAUGGGGAAAGAGAAGCCACUAAAACUUGAACUAACUAUUUUCUUCGAAAAUAUAUGUGAGUUUCACAAAGAAACAUACUUGACAAGAUUCUCUGAUGAAGAUCUCAGAAGAAGAGAUGUCAUAGAAGAUCGAAAUCUUCGAAAUUGUAAACAGGACGAAAAAAAAAACUGCUAUUGUUCAAUAUUUUGUGGAAGAUCAUAUUCGUCUUAUCGAUAAUAGAUAUUUGCGAUUUUCGUUCUUUUGAAACUAGGGAUGUCAAUUUAUAUUUACUUUUCAUUUAAUGUACACAUAAAUGAAAUAAAAGGUAAAUAUAAAUUGACAUCUAAAUACCAAUACAAGUAAACUAUAGAUGGUGAAAGUUUAGUAAAGUAGUCAUAAAUUAUUUUCAAGACCUUACAUUUGACUUUUGCUUUUUGAGAUGCAUUUGAAAUGAAAGUAUCAGCUGAAAAUAACUAAUUCAUGUGACUAUCGAAUACAAUUUUGUCAUUUAUUGUUCGAAUAUUCGUUAUAAGUCGUAUUAGAACUAUUGAUGGUCGAAGUUAUAGAAAGCUAAAAAAAGAAAAUGAAGUAAUUAACGGAACAUAUGAUUAAUCGUUACCAAGGGGAAAACAGCAGAGACUUCAGUCGUGAAGUCCCAUGAAAUCUUGAAAGUCUUUCGAAGUCUUCUGAAGUCUCUUUGAAGUCUUAUGAAUUCUCAUGAAUUCUCAUAAAGUCUCUUGAAGUCUCUGAAGUCUCAUAAAGUCUUCUGAAGUCUCAUAAAGUCUAAUGAAGUCUCAUAAAGUCUAAUGAAGUCUCAUGAAGUCUCAUGAAGUCUAAUGAAGUCUCAUGAAGUCUAAUGAAGUCUCAUGAAGUCUCUUGAAGUCUCUUGAAUUCUAAUGCAGUAUCAUGAAGUCUUAUGAAGUCUCCUGAAGUCUCCUGAAGUCUCUUGAAGUCUCUUGAAGUCUCUUGAAGUCUUUUGAAGUCUUUUGAAGUCUCAUGGAAGUUUUGAAAUACAUUUAGUGCAUGAAAAUUCAUAAAAAAGCAAUGAAAUUGUCUUAUUUUCGACGGUCUUAUUUUAGCAGAAAGGUGAACUUUUUAUUGUUUGUUUGUCAAGGUACUGGAAAAAAAUUCAAGUUUGUUGGAUCUUAGAAAACAUGAUAGUUAAGAACUGAAUGCUUUGUGAAUGAAGUGGUUUAUUUUUAUAAGAAAUGUUUCAUUUAUUCGAUGUCAAUCUUAUGAAGAAUUUUAUUCCUUUUUGUUUAUUUCUAUCACUCGUGAUAAUCUAUCAGCCGAUAAACGGCUAGCUUCGUCGGUCAAUAACCAACAAGUCGUUUGCUUGUGUAUAAAUUUAGUCUUGUUAUUUAUUUGCACCUGAAAAUAGGAGUUUUCCAAUGCUGGAUUAAUCGAAUCAAACAUACGCAUACCAGUAAAGUUUAUUUUCUCUGUUUUAAUUUCAUCAACGCUUUGUGUCAUUGUCACAUCUUUAUUCUAGAUAUGGAUAUACUGCGAGAAACAAUUCUCAGAAACAAGAAACACUUUUGUAAUCUCUAUAUGAUAAGUUUUGUUUUUUGCAUGUUAUAGAAAUCUCAUGUAAUUUCUAUAAGGUUUUUUGAUACGCAUGGAAUCUGCCUCUUGAAGUCCUGUGAAGUCUUGUGAAGUCUUGUGAAGUCUCAUGAAGUCUCAUGAAGUCUCAUGAAGUCUAAUGAAGUCUCAUGAAGUCUCUUGAAUUCUAAUGAAGUCUCAUGAAGUCUCAUGAAGUCUCUUGAAGUUUCUUGAAGUCUCUUGAAGUCUCUUGAAGUCUCAUGAAGUCUCAUGAAGUCUCUUGAAAUCUCAUGAAGUCUCUUGAAGUUUUAUGAAGUCUUGUGAAGUCUUAUGAAGUCUUAUAAAGUCUCAAGAAGUCCUACAAAGUCUCUGAAGUCUCAUGAAAUCCGUAAAGUCUCAUGAAGUCCGUGAAGUCUCACGAAGUCUGUGAAGUCUAACGAAGUCUUUUGAAGUCCCAUGAAGUCUCAUGAAGUCUUAUGAAGUCAUACGAAGUCUUAUAAAGUCUUGUGAAGUCAUUUGGAGUCCUAUGAAGUCUUCAGAACUCUUUAGAACUCUUUUGAAGUCUUGUGAAAAUAUGAAGUCACUGCGGUUGAAGUCUGUUGAAGUCUUUUGAAGUCUUGAAGUCUUGAAGUCCGCUGUUUCCCCCUUGAUCGUUACUCCAUAUUUUAUGUCCGACAGAUCCAUUGUGUUUUGUAAAAAUCAGUUCAUAAUUUAGAUAAUAAUUUUACGCAUAGUUCUAUAUCCUAUUAGUAUUUGUUUUUUUUUGUUUCUAGAAAGAACUUGAUUUACAAGGAGAAAGUUUACUUCAGUUCUAUACAACUAAUUGGGAACAUUAUCGAUUUUCAAGUAAAGUAACAAAUCAUUUUUGUAGCUUUCUAAAUCGACAUUGGGUGCGACAACAAUAUGAUUCAGGAAGAAGAGAUGUUUAUGAAAUUUUUACUAUGGCUAUGAAAAUAUGGCAUUUAGUCUUUUUGCAACCAUUGAAUGAACGAAUUACUAAAGCAUGCCUUCAAUUAAUCAAAUCUGAACGUGAAAAUAAUCUAUUUGAUACUCAAUGGAUCAAAAAAGUCAUAGAAAGUUAUGUUGAACUUGGUUUUAUCGAGAGCUCAUCUGUACCAAAUAAUAGUCAUCAAAGAACAUCUGAAGCAUUGACGAUUUAUAAACAUUAUUUUGAAGACCCAUUUCUUCAAGAAACUGAACGAUUUUAUCGACUCAAAGCUGAUACUUUUGUUGAUAAUUCUAUUAUUGAAUAUUUAAAAAAGGUAGCUCAGCUUUGUGAUGAAGAAGUACAUCGUGUACAUUCAUAUUUACAUCCAUCAACAUUAGAACCAUUAAUUAAAAAAUUUGGAGGAGUAUUUAUUUGUGAUCAACUUGAAGCAAUAUAUGCUGAAGCCAAAUUAUUAUUAUUAGAUGCCGAAAAAUAUUCAGAUUUGGCAUUAUUAUUCAAAGUAGUUAGUCGAGUACCGAAUGCAACUAUUCAAUUACAAAAAAUUGUUGAAGAUCAUAUUCGUCAAAGAGGUAUUGAUGCUAUUGAACGUAUCCAUGGUGCUGCAAUUAAUGAUCCAGAACUUUAUGUUGAAACUAUUCUUGAAGUUCAUACCAAGUUUUCUAAACUUGCGCAAGAAAUUUUUAUUCGUGAACAAGGUUUUACAACUGCUCUCAAUAAUGCUUGUUGUAAAUUUAUUAAUAAUAAUGCAGUAACAAGAGCUGCUGGUAAUACAACAAAAUCUUCUGAAUUAUUAGCGGGUUAUUGUGAUGCACUUUUACGAAAAGGAAGUAAAGCUGUAGAAGAAACAGAUCUGGAAGAAACAUUCAAUCAGAUCAUAGUGGUAUUCAAUUAUAUUGAAGAUAAAGAUGCUUUUGAAAAAUUUUACAAAAAAUUGUUAGCGAAACGUUUAUUUGGUCAGUUAAGUGCAUCUGAUGAUUAUGAAAAAUCAAUGAUUUCUAAACUAAAACAAGCAUAUGGUUUUGUAUAUACAUCAAAAUUACGACGAAUGUUUCAAGAUAUUACUGAUAGUAAAAAUUUAAUUGAUCAAUAUCGAACAUAUUGUGAAAAAAAUAAACUUGAUAAUAUUGUUGAUUUUUCUGUAAGGAUUCUCAGUUCAAAUUCAUGGUCAUUUUCUGCACCACCAAAUUUUGUUCUACCAGUUGAAGUAUCAACAUAUCAAAUGGUAGUUUUACUUUUAUUUAAUAAAUUCCCAAGUUGGACAGUUAAAAGAAUGCAAGAUGAAACUCAAAUCAAAGUUGAUUUAUUUUUACAAGUUCUUUGUGGUUUAUUGAAAAAUAAAUUACUAAAAUGUGCAGAAAUUAAUGAUGAUGAUCGUAAAGAUUUGAAAGAGACUGAUAUUAAAAUGAAUUAUAAUAUUGAAAUAGCUGUUAAUUAUAAAAGUGAAAAAAUAAAAAUAAAUUUAAAUGUACCAUUGAAGUUAGUCGAAAAAAAAGAUAUCGAAGGUGUACAUCGAACAAUUGAUGAUGAUCGAAAAAUGGUUAUUCAAGCUGCCAUUGUUCGAACAAUGAAAGCUCGACAAAAUUUAAAACAUGAAUUAUUAAUGCAAGAAGUAAUUCAACAAUUAAGUUCACGUUUUAAACCAGAAAUACCUAUGAUUGAAGAAUGUAUUGAUAGAUUAAUUGAAAAAGAAUAUCUUGAACGUCAAUCAAAUGAAAAAGAUGUGCUACGUUAUUUGGCUUAA
Messenger RNA from Rotaria sordida, 4833 nucleotides. NCBI's taxonomy places the organism in Eukaryota, Metazoa, Rotifera, Eurotatoria, Philodinida, Philodinidae. The record is from the annotation of a GenBank genome assembly.